Messenger RNA from Aspergillus tanneri, 1554 nucleotides. Its product is annotated as threonine--tRNA ligase MST1. The transcript has a single exon. Gene Ontology annotation, molecular function: ATP binding; threonine-tRNA ligase activity. The record is from RefSeq and is a predicted model, not a curated record. Gene Ontology annotation, cellular component: cytoplasm. Lineage: Eukaryota; Fungi; Ascomycota; Eurotiomycetes; Eurotiales; Aspergillaceae. Gene Ontology annotation, biological process: threonyl-tRNA aminoacylation. The coding region runs from base 1 to 1554 and encodes 517 amino acids.
AUGCGUCGACUACAUCCACCUCUACGUCAGUCGUCCCUGUUCCGACCGUCCAGCUUUAGCAGAAGUCCGUUUUCGCGACGACAAUGGCUGUCAUCGACUGCCUCGCGACACUGUUCGUGCUCCGACCCGUCGUCUGAACAACCUGCCUCCCACGACUAUCGAGUAUUGGGCACGGCACAAGACCUCUUUACCACCUCCCUGUACAGCCCCGGAUCCCCUCUAUUCCUCCCCAAUGGUGCCCAUGUCAUCAACAAGCUCAUCUCGUUCCUACGUACACAAUACCUCCAAUACGGAUUCCGUGAAGUCCUGACCCCAACCAUCUACAAGCGUUCCCUGUGGGAGGUCUCGGGCCACUGGCAGAACUACAAAGAUGACAUGUACGAGGUCCGCGGGCGUGGAGCGACCGGCGAAUCUGACGGAGAAACCGGCGAGAACGAAUCGUACGGACUGAAACCUAUGAAUUGUCCCGGCCACUGUCUCCUAUUUAAGUCGCAAAAUCAUUCCUAUCGAGAACUCCCCAUCCGAUACGCCGAUUUCAGCCCCCUCCAUCGAAACGAGGUCUCAGGUUCUCUGAGCGGGUUGACCCGUGUGCGUCGAUUCCACCAGGACGACGGGCACAUCUUCUGCCGACCGCAGCAGAUCAAAGGAGAGAUCGCGUCGGCGCUGGGGUUUGUAGACCUGGUGAUGACAACCUUUGGACUGGGUCCGUAUCGUCUAGCCCUCUCUACGAGACCGGAGAAGGAUUUCAUCGGGAGCUUGGACCUGUGGAAUAGCGCCGAGGCUCAACUGCGCGAGGCGUUGGAGAACAGCGGGAGAGAGUGGGCCAUGAACGAGGGUGACGGAGCAUUCUACGGCCCCAAGAUCGAUAUCCAGCUGCAGGACCAGACAGGCAAAUACCAUCAGCUGUCGACAAUUCAGCUGGAUAUGAAUCUGCCCCAGAGGUUUGGACUAGAGUAUCAAGUGGCCGAGGGAGAAGAGGACUAUAACCCGGCGACUCCAGGACGGGCGACGCCUGUGCUAAUCCACCGGGCGAAUUUUGGCUCCUUGGAACGGUUCCUCGCGCUGCUGAUCGAACAGUAUGCCGGGCGAUGGCCGUUCUGGCUAUCGCCGCGUCAAGGCAUUAUCCUCACCGUCAACCAGGAUGAAUCGGUCGUGCGGCUGGCGCACGACGCGGCGGCGAAGAUCUCGGGGUUUCGUGUGCUGCAGUAUGAUCAGAAUAGGGAUGCGCCGCCGCAGCCGUUGUCCGCCGUCGACUCGACGUUCCUGAUCGAUGUGGACGCGGGCAGUCAGACGCUAGGGAAGAAGAUCCAGCGCGCUAAGCAGAUGAAAUAUAACUUCAUUUUCAUCCUGGGUCCAAAAGAUGUUGCUGAAUCUCGCAUCACGAUGGACUUAACCGGCCAGAUGCAGAGCAGCCCGGCUGGGAGUACCCAGAACCUGCACGAUGUGAUUACCCGCCGAUUAGGAGAGCAGGCGCUACAGAAACCCAGGGCGAUUCCAUUAAAGGUCGAUGCCGUGCAUGAUCUUCUGGUUGAAUUGGAGAAGCGGUUUGUAUGA